This is a messenger RNA of Lindgomyces ingoldianus, 1335 nucleotides long. RefSeq lists its product as uncharacterized. The record is from RefSeq and is a predicted model, not a curated record. The coding region runs from base 1 to 1335 and encodes 444 amino acids. The transcript is spliced from 12 exons. NCBI's taxonomy places the organism in Eukaryota, Fungi, Ascomycota, Dothideomycetes, Pleosporales, Lindgomycetaceae.
AUGGCGUUAGUAAUCGAAAUAUCAUCUCGGUGCAAGUCUUUGGAAGCAAUCAGUUUCUUAAACAUCCUGAAUACCUUAUCGAAGCGUCUACAUACAUUUCUGCGAGGUGGUAAACGCUGUAGUUUCGAUAAAUUGCCCAUCAUUGGAGGAACAAGGCCGGUCCCCAAUCCGAGCGUUGAUCCUCCCCAGAACUACCAGUCGGCAUUUACAUUGCAUCGCGUUGCCACCGGGUCUUUGUGUGUGUUGGUAAUGCCGGCCAGCAUUGACCCCCCAAUUGUCGCUCCCAGAAUUGCUCUAUUAUUGCUGUCCCAGUUGUCUUCAGAUCAACCCGGAGAGGAAUUUUUAGCGAUCAGACGUAGCCCACCCAUUAGAACUAUCGGCCUAGGCAGUGAGAUUCAACUAAACCGUAGCGGCAGCGGCACUGUGAUUGCUAUUGAUGUGAUGAGGGUGUACAAAGAGGAUCUGCAAAACGAUCCCAUCUUGGAAUUCAAAAGUUUACGACCAAGAACAGUGCUGGGAAGCGAGUGCUGGAAACGAGUGGUGGGAAUAUUCGAUCCUUUAGAUCUUGAGUUACUAUUUCAUCGAGAGUAUAAAACCGUGGGAAAUAGGGGAGUUAUGGAUACCCCUUCCUGGAAACCCUCUCUAAAUUGUGAGAAGACCUGGCUGAGACUAGAUAAGGGAAGAGUUGAUGGUAUGGCCGUGGCAUUUACUUCUGCAAUAUCCUAUACCCUCUACAAAGGAGACAAUUUACGAAUACCAAGUGCAACAGCCGGAUGUUUUGGGGUUGUGCCCACAGUUGUCACAGCUACUGUAACUAUCGUUACUAGACCCACAGCGGCAGCAGUCCCAGUGGCCUUCGUUGACCGUAAAAGAAGAUUCUGCAACACGUCGGUUGACUGGGGCACUGCUGGUGGAUGGGAUCGGCAUCGGGGUGCUGGCUGUUCUGAUUUCUUAAGUCUGUUCCUUAGAGGGGUUGAAAUAUUAUUUUCGAGUACUGCUGGCACACAUUGUUAUCAGCCGAUAUUGGACAAUAAGAUCAAAUGCGUGCUCGAUACCCACAAGAUUAAAGGAGUUGUGUAUGAACGAUGCAACCGAAUGGGUGAUCACAACACGAUUAUUCGAACAAAACUGGGCAAAGUAAAACUGCCACCAAUUCUAAACCCACUUCAGCCUUUCCUCUUGUUCCCCAGCUUAUCUGCUGCGGAUAAAAUAAUGAUCAGCUCUCCGCCACGACAUGUCUUUCUAGCGUGGAGAGUCAAGGCCACAAGCAGUAGUACUGCUUGUAUAAGUUCGACCUUGAAUGCCACCAUAAAUUCAAUAAGCGCAAAUGGCUGA